Molecule: messenger RNA, 6204 nt
Organism: Hypomesus transpacificus
Lineage: Eukaryota; Metazoa; Chordata; Actinopteri; Osmeriformes; Osmeridae
Gene: kdm5c
Product: lysine (K)-specific demethylase 5C
Exons: 29
Coding region: 366-5150 (1594 amino acids)
Biological process (GO): chromatin remodeling
Cellular component (GO): nucleus
Molecular function (GO): DNA binding; histone demethylase activity
Source: RefSeq, a predicted model, not a curated record
CGUAGUAGUGCUAUCUCUAGCUACGCUAGCUUGUGGGCGUCUAGAGACUUUCGGCUGUGCUUCGGCUGUGAUGAAACUAAGAUGGCGUUUAGCUUAGACAGGAUGAACGGGGGAUAGUGAUGUUGGUCACAUAUUCAUUCGAUGGGGACACAUCCAAUGAGCUCAGGCACACUCAUUAACAUCCAAAUGAGUCUACCAAGUGAAUGUUUUUCAGUUCAUAAAUAAACGGAACGGAGUACACUUGUAAAAGAAGCUGAAAACGGCCAACUUCGUCGGUAGCUAGCCCUAGUGCUAGCUAGCUAACUAGCUUAACUGGACCAAGCAAGCCUGCUAGUUCUCUAUCAAACAACAACAGAGUGAGGGCGAUGGAGGGGGAAGACUUUGUGCCUCCACCGGAGUGCCCAGUAUUUGAGCCCUCAUGGGAGGAGUUUCAGGAUCCCCUGGGCUACAUUGCCAAGAUCCGUCCAAUAGCUGAAAAGUCUGGAAUCUGCAAGAUUCGCCCACCUGCUAACUGGCAGCCCCCUUUUGCUGUAGAGGUGGACAACUUCCGCUUCACACCUCGCAUACAGAGGCUCAACGAGCUGGAGGCUGAAACCAGAGUGAAGCUCAACUACUUAGAUCGGAUCGCCAAGUUCUGGGAGAUCCAGGGAUCCUCUUUGAAGAUUCCUAACAUUGAGAGGCGUAUCCUGGACCUCUUCAGCCUAUCCAAGAUUGUGAUCGAGGAGGGGGGCUUUGAGACGGUCAGUAAGGAGCGCCGCUGGGCUCGCGUGGCCCAGAAGCUUGGCUACCCCCCAGGCAAGAACAUCGGCUCUCUCCUGCGCUCGCACUACGAGAGGAUCGUCUACCCCUUUGAAAUGUCCCACUCUGGUGCCAGUCUGACGCAAAGUAAGCCAAAGCUGUACGACAGUGAGGAGGUGGAUAAGGAGUACAAGCCUCACUCCAUCCCCCUGCGCCAGUCGGUCCAGCCUUCCAGGACCAUCAGCUACGGACGCAGAGCCAAUCGCCUCCAGCCAGACGGUCCAGAGGAUCUGGCACCCCACCCUCUCACCACUGGCUCUCAACACAUCUCUGCGCCGGACCCCACAGAGGAGGACAUAGAGAAGAACCCGGAGCUGAAGAAGCUGCAGAUCUACGGCGCGGGCCCCAAGAUGAUGGGCCUGGGGCUGGUGCCCAGAGACAAGGGCGUCAGGAAGAAAGAAGAGCUGCCUCAGACCGUGACUGUCCGUGACCCCGCCCCCGCCGCCCCCCCCACCGGCCCGGUCAAGGAGGAGCCGGGUGAGGUCCCCGCCAAGGAGGGGGAUGCGAGCACGGCGCCUCCUCCUGCUCCUCCCUCUGACGUCACGCUGAAAAGGGAGGUGAAGGAGGAGCCGGAGGAGGAGAGAGGAGACGGGAAGGACGAGGAUGGGGAAGGAGAGGGGCCCUGCACCAAGAUGACCAUGAGGCUCAGACGCAACAUUAACAACCCCCAGUUUGUGGACUCGUUUGUGUGUCGAAUGUGUGGCCGUGGUGACGAGGAUGAGAAGCUUCUGUUGUGUGACGGUUGUGAUGACAACUACCACACCUUCUGCCUGCUGCCGCCCCUCACCGACCCCCCUAAAGGCAACUGGCGCUGUCCCAAGUGUGUGGCUGAGGAGUGUAAGAGGCCUUCGGAAGCCUUUGGGUUUGAGCAGGCCACGCGGGAGUACACUCUGCAGAGCUUUGGGGAGAUGGCAGACACCUUUAAAGCAGACUACUUCAACAUGCCUGUCCAUAUGGUUCCCACAGAGCUGGUGGAGAGGGAGUUCUGGCGUCUGGUCAGCAGUAUAGAGGAGGACGUGACAGUGGAGUACGGAGCAGACAUUCACUCCAAAGAGUUUGGCAGCGGCUUCCCAAUAAACAACGGCUUGAAGGACCUCACCGUGGAGGAGGAGGAGUACGCCCGCAGCGGCUGGAACCUGAACGUGAUGCCGGUGCUGGAGCAGUCGGUGCUGUGCCACAUCAACGCUGACAUCUCGGGCAUGAAGGUGCCCUGGCUGUACGUGGGCAUGUGCUUCUCAGCCUUCUGCUGGCACAUCGAAGACCACUGGAGCUACUCCAUCAACUACCUGCACUGGGGCGAGCCCAAGACGUGGUACGGGGUUCCCUCGUUUGCGGCCGAGCGGCUGGAGGAGGUGAUGAAGAAGCUGACCCCUGAGCUGUUUGAGUUCCAGCCUGACCUCCUCCACCAGCUGGUCACCAUCAUGAACCCCAACAUCCUCAUGGGCCACGGGGUCCCGGUUGUGCGUACCAACCAGUGUGCUGGCGAGUUUGUCAUCACCUUCCCCAGAGCGUACCACAGCGGCUUCAACCAGGGAUACAACUUUGCCGAGGCUGUCAACUUCUGCACCGCAGACUGGCUCCCUGCGGGCCGCUCCUGUAUCGAGCACUACCGACGCCUCAGGAGGUACUGCGUGUUCUCCCACGAGGAGCUCACCUGCAAGAUGGCCGCCUGCCCAGAGAAGCUGGACCUGAACCUGGCGGCAGCCACCCACAAGGAGAUGUUCACCAUCGUCCAGGAGGAGAGGAAGCUGCGCAAGGGGCUCCUGGAGAAGGGCAUCACGGAGGCGGAGCGGGAGGCCUUUGAGCUGCUUCCUGACGAUGAGAGGCAGUGUGACAAGUGUAAAACCACGUGCUUCCUGUCUGCACUGGCGUGUCAGAACUGUCCUGAGCGCCUUGUCUGUCUCUACCACACCCUGGACCUGUGUAGCUGCCCCACAAACAAACUCUACCUCAGGUACCGGUACACUCUGGACGAGCUGCUGUCCAUGCUGCACCGGCUGAAGGUUCGAGCCGAGUCCUUUGACUCGUGGGCCAACCGGGUGAAGGAGGCCCUGGAGCAGGAAGAGGGGAACAAGAUCGGCAUCCAGGACCUGGAGGUGCUGAAGCAGGAGGCCGCAGAGAAGAAGUUCCCCGACAACGAGCUACUGCAGAGACUCAACACUGUUCUCACUGACACUCAACACUGCCAAAAGACCAGCACUGACCUCCUCAGCAACCCUCAAACCAGUGAGCAGCGGAUGACCCUGGCUGAGCUGAAGGCCCUGGUAGAGAGGAUGCAGAACCUGCCCUGUGUGAUGAGCCAGCUGGAGGAGGUGCAGGCGGUCCUGCGGACGGUGGAGGAGUUCCAGCAGCAGGUUCAGGCCGUGGUCAGUGACAGGGACUGGCGCAGGGACUCCCCUCCCGCGGAGCAGCUGCAGGCCCUGCUGGAGCAGGGGGCUGGCCUGCGGGCCGAGGCCCCGGAGUGCAAGCAGCUGCGCGGCCUGCAGGAGCAGGGCCGCUGGCUGGGCGAGGUGAGGCGCACCCUGGGGGGCGAGGUCACCCUGGCCGUCCUCAGGAACCUGAUGGAGACGGGGUGCAACGUGACGCAGAGCGUCUCCGUGGAGACGGCCAUGGCCGAGCUGCAGGAGCUGCUGACCAUCGCGGAGCGCUGGGAGGAGAAGGCCCAGAUCUGCCUGGAGCAACGGCAGAAGCACCCUCUCUCCACCCUGGAGGCCAUCGUGAACGAGGCCCAGCUGAUCCCAGUCAAGCUGCCCAACAUCCUGUCUCUGCAGGGCUGCCUCAGCCGGGCACGCGCCUGGGUCACAGACCUGGAGGAGAUCCAGAACGGGGAACACUACCCGUGUCUGGAUGACCUGGAGGGCCUGGUGGCCAUCGGCAGGGACCUGCCCGUCUGCAUGGAGGAACUGAGGCAGCUGGAGCUGCAGGUGGCCUCCGCACACUCCUGGAGGGACAAGGCCACCAAGACCUUCCUGAAGAAGAGCAGCCAGCACAGCCUGCUGGAGGUGUUGUGUCCCUGUGUGGAGAAGAGGAAGGAGCGGGGGGAGGAGUCUGGGCCCUUGGAGGAGUCAGACGUCAACACCCUGGGCCUGUCUGCUCAGGACCUGAGAGACCCUGGAGCCAUAGUGAUGGCUUUCAAAGAAGGGGAGCACCAGGAGAAGGCUGGCAUGCUGCGGCUCCAGAAGGUGAACCUGGCCAAGGCUGGACCGGAGGAGCUCCCCCACCAUGAGGACAAGGAGAACGGCUGCUGGGGCAAGGACGCCAUGGAGCUGGACACGCCCCUCUGCCCCGAGAACUCUGUGAAGGAGAACGGGAGCCGCACGGGCCCCGCCCCUCCCCAGACAGUGUGCGUGUGCGGCGGGCGGCCCCGCGCCCCCCAGCUCCGCUGCCACCUGUGCAAAGACUGCUUCCACGGCGGCUGCGUCGCCUUCCCCUCCGUAUUGCCCUCGUCGGGGCUGCCCGCCGACCCCCUCUGCUGGUGGGACUGGGACACUCGUUUCUUGUGCCCGCGGUGCCAGCGCUCGCGGCGCCCGCGCCUCGAGACCAUCCUGGCUCUGCUGGUGGCCCUGCAGAGGCUCCCUGUGCGCCUGCCCGAGGGCGAGGCCCUGCAGUGUCUGACCGAGAGGGUCAUCACCUGGCAGGGCCGGGCCAAGAAGGCCCUGGACACUCCCGAGCUGCAGGGGCUGCUGCAGAGGCUGGAGGAGCGCAGGGAGAGCCGGCAGGGAGAGCCGCAGGAGCAGCAGCAACAACAACAACAGCAGCUGCAGGACAAGGAGGAGGAGAAAGGCAAAGGGAACUCGGUGAUUGUGCUUUCAGAUUCGGAAGGAGGAGAGGGAGAGGACGGAGUGAUUGAUCUGACGGAGGAGGGGAACUCUCCCAAGAAAAGUGCCAAGGAGCUGAACGGCAGUCGGACUGGCUGUGAAAAUGGCAUCAGUAAGAAGAUGCAUGUUACAGACGUGGGCUCCCUGCUGGGCCUCCUCCCCUCCCUAAAGGGUCCUGUGGUGGAGCUGUCCCCAAGCACCAAGGCCCAGCUGGAGGAGCUGCAGCUGGAAGGGGACCUCCUGGAGGUCACCCUGGACCAGACCCACACCCUGUACCGCGUCCUGCAGGCCGCAUCCACGCCCCCGCGCCCCGCGCUGCGCACACUCAUCCAGAUUGAGCUCCAGGAGCAGAAGGGGGCAGGUCGCGGGGGACGAGCCAAGGACUCCAAGAGGAAGAGGAAGAGCCAUCGGGGCGACUCAGGGGGAGAGGGGGGGCCACGUUCCCAGGACGCCUCAGAGUCCAAGAAAACCCGCCCCCUCAGCCACACGCCCUCACCUCACCUACCUGUCCAGACCCCCCCUGAGAUAUUGUGAUAUGGUUGGGGAUGCAGCUCUAGAGGGAAGGAACGGAUCAAGUGUUGGAAGAGAGAUGGAAUGGACAGAUCAUUAUGGGCCAGGAGACGGUGUCAAAAUGUUGAAAAGAUGCAGGACACCCCCCCCCUCCCCACUCUCCCCUGUUCAUCCCUCUCUCACACGUCUCCCAUUCAAACACUAACUGACAGAUCUGCAUCGUCUACACUCCGCCCAUCUUCCCCUACCCGAUCUCUAUCCACUCCUCCCUCUCUCCUCCCCUGUGCUCCAGCCUCUCCAGCCGCCCCCCCCCUCCCAGUGAACGUGUUUGGAGUGUGUGAGCUGGCAUUGGCACAGGAGAGAGGCUCUCGGUCUUAAUAGGGAAGCUGUCUCCGAGGUCAGUGGUCAGUAUGCUAGGUGUUCUCAGCUGUAUUACACACAAGUCCUCCUGGCGCCUGUCAACGCAGGACAGUGCUGUUCAGUGGAUCUCCCCGUCUUACUGAAGUACACAUGAAUCCUUGGUUUCCUUUAGUCCGUUCAUGGGUCAUGAGUUCUACAGCGACUUGGUGGCGGGGCGGUUUUAGAUAACAGCACCGUGGUAACACUUGUAUUUUUUGUAUUGACUCUUGUGUUUGUUAAGGGUAUUUGAGGGGACUUGCAUUUUGAAUGAAUUCGUAGAAUAUUUUGGGAAGUGUGAAAAACAGGCAUUCAUGUUUUUGGUGCUACUUUCCCAAAAUAGACUUCUGGACCUCUUUUUCUCUCCUCCGUCAGGCUCUCAUUUUGUGUAUUAGUUUUCACCCCCAUCUGGACUCUGAUCCAGUCUGUCUUUUACAGUCUGAUCCUCUUUCUCGCUCUUUCAUUUGCUCUCGCGCUUUCACUCUCAGAACUAAAUUAAAGUUUCACUGUAACUCACUUUAUCACAAUUUACUUGUUCUCUGGGUUCAGAUUAUAUUAUUAUUAUUAUUGAUAUUGCAGACACGCAGAUGUCGUGAGUUUGUGUAUAAACUUUUCAUUUCAAUGUUGCCUUUUGUUUCUUUUCACUCUUGUUAGAAAAUAAAGGUUUAGAGUUGUUUUAGGA